Fusarium sp. VM40 is the source of this 1578-nucleotide messenger RNA. The record is from the annotation of a GenBank genome assembly. NCBI's taxonomy places the organism in Eukaryota, Fungi, Ascomycota, Sordariomycetes, Hypocreales, Nectriaceae.
AUGUCGCCACAACCGACAGGGCAGUUGCCCGAUGACAAACCCUUCAAACCCACAGCAGCAGAAGAGCACAUCGCCAUGACAAAGCUCGACUCCUUGACUCCCGGCGAAGUCGUCGAGCUCGAUGCCACGGAGACAUUCCUGCGCGAGCACAACUUCAGCAACGAGUAUAUAGACGAGCUCCUCAACGACACCGCCCUCAACAAAAAGCUCAUCCGCAAGGUCGACAUAAUCCUCCUCCCACUGCUCAUGGGCACCUACAUGCUGCAGUACAUCGACAAGAACGCACUGUCCUACGCAGCCGUCUUCGACCUCUUCACCGACACGGGCAUCACCUCGGACCAGUACAGCUGGUUUGCUAGUAUCUUCUACUUUGCCUACAUGGCUGCUGAGUACCCGUGGCUGUUCCUCGCGCAGAAGACGCGCAUGGCCAAGGUAGUGUCCGGAUGUGUUAUUGCUUGGGGAUGUGUGCUGCUUUUGUCCGCGGCGGGGAGUAACUUUGGUGCGCUGGCGACGUGUCGGUUCUUCCUGGGUGUUUUUGAAGCGCCCAUCACGACUUGUUUUAUGAUGAUUGUUUCUAUGUGGUAUACACGUGAGCAGCAGCCUUUCAGAGCUGGUAUCUUCUACUGCUGCAACGGUGUCGGAGCUAUGCUGGGUGGCAUUCUUACUUACGGAAUUGGUCAAAUCAACGGCUUCCCCGUCUGGAAGGCUGUAUUUAUGACCUGUGGUGGUAUGACGGUAGUUUGGGGCUUCGUCCUCCUCUUCUUCCUCCCUGACAGUAUUAUGACCGCACGCCAAUUCAGCCUUGAAGAGCGAGCUCUACUCAUCGGACGCAGUCGUCUUGCUAGAACUGGUGUCUUAAACAAGAACAUCAAGUGGAACCAGAUCCGCGAGGCUUUCGUCGACCUUCAAGUUUGGCUCCUGGUUCUCUUCAUGCUUCUCAACGAGACUAUCAACGGAGGUAUUGCCAACUUUGGAAAGCUCAUCAUUAAGGGCGUUGUCAAGGAUCCUCUUGAAACCGUUGCUCUUGGUAUUCCAAUGGGGGCAUUCCAAGUAUUCUAUAUCCUUUCUGGCACGUUCCUGGCCUCCCGUGUCAAAAACUGCCGCACCAUUAUUAUGGCUGUUUACCUCAUUCCUACGAUGAUUGGAGUUUGCCUGAUCUGGAAGCUUGAUCGUGAACAUCACAAAGUCGGUGUUCUUUUUGGCUACUACAUCAUCGGCGCCUUUGUUUGUUCCUUGGUGCUCGCGAUGCAGAUGCCUGCCAGUAACCUGGGUGGCUACACCAAGCGAAUCACUGCUUCUGCCAUGGUCUUCAUCGCCUACUGUGCUGGCAAUGUCAUCGGCCCCCACGCCUUUUUGGGCUCAGAGGCCCCUCUGUAUCCCACUGGGUGUAUCACCAUUCUUGGCUGCUCGGUUGCCCAGAUGUUUGUUGCAAUCAUGCUAAGAAUACUGCUGGCGAGAAGAAAUGCGCAGCGAGAUGCGGCGGCAGCGGCUGUUGGGAUGGAAAACGAGGAUUCAUCUUUGACAGAUGGAGCUGAUUUGACGGAUUUCGAGAAUCCCCAUUUCCGUUACGUCCUGUAA